Messenger RNA from Symsagittifera roscoffensis, 12539 nucleotides. Its product is annotated as E3 ubiquitin-protein ligase rnf213-alpha-like. The coding region runs from base 16 to 12282 and encodes 4088 amino acids. The record is from RefSeq and is a predicted model, not a curated record. Gene Ontology annotation, molecular function: ATP hydrolysis activity; ubiquitin-protein transferase activity. Lineage: Eukaryota; Metazoa; Xenacoelomorpha; Acoela; Convolutidae. The transcript has 11 exons.
AUUGAUGUUCAUGUAAUGCAGUGGUGGAGUCCGAAAGUGCAACAGGCUUUUAUAAAAAUCUUCAGUGACCAAUUUCCAGAUGUAUCAAGUGACGUUUGUGUGUAUGCAGCAGCGCUAAAAGUCGUCGGUUGGAAACCGUUUAUCCCUUUAUACGAUUUGGCUCGUAAAACACGUGUUUCAGUAGUUGGCGAUUUCAAUGAGCGAAUUCAGAAAGUUACACAGCAUUUUAAGACAAUAUUUGAGCAGCUGACUACGACUAGUAUAUCGUAUGACAAUUUGGCGAAAAUAGCGAAUAAUAGAAACACGUUUGUAGAAAUUUUCCUCCGUUUGGAAGUUGCGACUGAGGCGGGCUUCAACACUGUCUUCAAUGACUGUAACAGACUCGGUGCUUGUAUCCAAACUCAUGUGCAUGACAUUUCUCAUUUGGGCGAAUUGAAACGCAAGUUCACGUCCCACAGCAGCGUCAUAAGGAUUGAAACCUCAAGCUUGGAUGGCGGAAUUCAAGACUGGCAAAAGAAGCCCUUGAAGGAAUUGGCAGCUUUUCAAGGGACAGAACCUGUCUUCAGGCACAAUAAACUAUCUCCUCCUGAAAUGGAAACAGUGAAAAAAUUCUCUCAUUUCAUGAGCAGUCGAAUCUUUGCUAAUAUGGCUGUUGGCGUGGUGCUAACUCUGCUCCAGAGAACUGAAUCCAUAUCGUAUUCAGAGUUUUUGAACCUUCUGCCUAAAAUCGAAGCCAACUUUCUGCAUACAGCUGACCAGUUGGCUUCAGGACAACUGACCGCCAAAGAUGCACAGGAUAUAUUCAAGCAGUUCAACGGCAAGCACAAAACAAAGGAGCAAAAGUCAGAGGAACUCAACUUUUUGAUAGAAACUCUUGCUUCAAAGAUGCCAAACGAGUCCAAAAAAUCUGAAAUAAAAGAUCUCUUCAAUGAACGAAAUGAGCAGGUGCUGAUGUUAGAUAGCUUGGAUCUGAACUUGCAGUUUUUGAGCGCACUCGACGGGCUGAAGAAUGCAGUUGGAAUUGAGACAAAUUUUACGGAAUUGGAUGUUCUCAAAAGGACGAGUGACCUUAGUCGAGUUCAACUAUGCGAACUGUCACAAGACGUGCUGAAGUGCAAUCAAGAAUUUGCAGAAGUGACCGCCGACCAAAUCAAAGCCAUUAAAUGCUUCGUGGAUCAACCAGCAUUCCUUGCAUGGAUCAAAAAGAAAAUGAGAACACUGCAAGACGUGAAAGUUGUAACCGAGCUUGCAAGCCUGUCAGCGGGAGAAGUAAGCUAUGAAAUUGACAAAGUGAAAUGUUUCCAUGAUGCCAUCUUCGGUUAUGCCCCAUUAAUUUACGACCUGAAACCCAACAGCACCUUUGAGCAUGUAAAAACAGCGUACAACAAAGUAUUCGCGAAGCUUGGUACAGAUUGUAAGCUGUCUUCGAAAUAUGAAGACAGUGCUCGACAGUUUUCGUGGUUUGAAAAAGCCCUGGAAACCCAAGGUUCAGUUGAGAAAAGUUCACUUGAAAAAGCACUCCAAAUCAAUAACACGGGUGUUUAUAUAGUGCGAUACUCGCCCCAAUCGGAACGAAAAGUCCUAAUCGAGCCUGAAGAUGCAGUGAUGUUGCAUUACAAAGAAGAAAUGAAAUCAGCUGACGGUCAAGAGACCGAAGAAAAGCGGGAGCUGAAUUUAGCCGAAUUGCGAGAUCUUCUCAGUCGACUGAUGCUGAUAGUCGGCAAAGAGAAACACGAACAUGCUCAAAGUGUUGAUAUAUUCAUCACGACAUUCCAGAACAUUGAACGGCUUUCAUCUUCAUUUGUGACUUUGUACAAUUCUGGGUGUGGUUUUUUCAAUGCUUGGUCUGUUCACAUCAGAACGAGAUCGGACGGGAAAACACAUUCUGCGCUGGAGAUCAAGUUGGGCGACACAGGGAAAAAUUUGUACUCAAAUACCCGAGAGACGAACCUGGAACUUUCAGAUCUCUGUAUUGCAUUAGAGUCAAUUAAAGAGAAAUGGGAGCAAUACGUUUUUGCCAUGCGGUGCCGUCUCCCAAUUUUGAACGAAUUCAACAUGCAACAAUUGAGUGCCCUUUGCUUGGGACUGGCAAAACUCAAACGUAACACGGCACAGAUUGACGGAGCUACGAAAUAUUACCUUGAGUCCAUCGACCAAAAUAUCAGCAAGGAAGACAUUGUUCAGUUCUUGUAUGAUGAUUACGAUGACAAUAGCAUGGAAACUGAAGACAGUGAUUCUCUUGACAUAGAGAAUCAGCCAAUUGCCUUAGACGAACUCACAGGUAAAGCUCACGUGGACGAAAGAAGUGCUUGGCUCAAUUUAAUUGAUAGCUUAAAGAGCCAAUUCAAUGACAAUGAAAAUCUAGCCAAGGCUGGAAUCCAAGCGAUUCGGGAUAUGACUGAUGGAUCAUGUGAAAAUUGCGAUGAAGCCGAUGCUUUGAAUUGGAUCAUGGAUCACGAAGACCAGGAAGAGAUAGUUGAGAACUUAUCGCGGAAGUUUGAAGAUCAUUUUGCUUCCUUGGACAGAACUGAAACUACUGGAACCGGUUUGGACAAGAGUGGAAACAAAAUUGAUCUCAGCAAUUUUGCACAGUCGAUGGAACAUGUUUUUGAUAAAUAUUUAUCAGAAAUGAAAGAAAACUCCCUGGAAAAUUACGUGAAUCUUUUCCAACUUGGGUUUGUUCUGAAUAGGUGCCUAGAAAAGAAGCUCGAACAUGAAAACACACCUGUUGAUUUGAAGUAUCCUGAGCAUCUGAAAUUGGGGAAACCAAACUUGGUAAUUUGCGAAAAGCGCUCUGACAUUCUUCUCUACAUUAUGUCAUUGUACAAUUUCGUCUCAAAGGAGAAAUUACCGGACUAUAACCAAGUUUUGCUAUGCAAUGCAACGACGUCUGUUGCGGAAGUUGAAACCUUCAUGCUCCGUGCUAUGCUGGAUCCCCGAAAUAAAGUGUACUCAAUUGCUUUUGCAGACGAUCUGAGUCCUACUUGUGCAGAUCAAAUGGAGAAAUUGUUGUUCGAAAAAAUAAAGGAUCCGAGGCCAUCCUACAAAUUGAUAGUGUUUAAUUGUGACGAUAGUAGCCAAGUGUCGGUGGCGCUGGAGAAGUUUAAAGCGAGGUUUGUAAAAGAAUCGGAAGAUGACUUGAGAAGCUAUUUGUGUGGCAACUUGAGGGCAGCCGAGGAUGCCAUAGACACUUUCAGAGUCCGAUUGAUCAGUUCGACGCAGCCGUCUUCAGGGAAGUCCUUGCAUGUGGAUCGCUUGGAAAGUGAAACGAAAAAGAAACACAGAGGGAGCUCUCGUGUCAUCCUCCGUCUCUACGACCGAAACGUGGACUUCGAAAGAGUGCUGGACUUCCUAUGGCGACACAAAUCUGUAUCUGUUCACACCAUCAUUCAUUUGGACGUGUCGCCUAAUGUAAUGGAAAACGUGGACGAAUUGCUGUUUAAACUUUGUGUGCUGGGCGGUCUGGCAGAUGAGAGGGGAAAGCUCUUUCUAGCCAAAGAAAAUUUCUGCCUGGCCAUCGAAAUGCUGACGCCGCAGAAUACAUCUCCUUGGAAGCCCCUCUGCAGUUUAAUGCCAUGUACAGUGUGUCUGUCGCCCAACCAAUGUCUACAGGAUAACGAGACGGAAACUAAUUUCAAGCGCAUCAUUGGCCCAGAUCCAAUUCUCAUCCAAAGUCCAGAAUUCCAAAGAUCAUAUCACUAUCUGGACGCCUUCAAUCAAAACAGAGACCUGUCUUUUUACACUUACCAAGGCGAAAUGCAAGAUGGCCGCUUAGUAAUUGAUGUUAUUAAGCGAAACAGUGGGCUCAAUAAUCCGACGUGGGCGCAGCUGUCUUUCUUUGCUAGGUUCUUAAAUCUGCAGUUAAUUGCUUGCGAACAGAACUUCUUUGUCGGAUCUGGAGAGUUCGAAGGCUUCAAAAACUUCUACGUAAAACACUGCCUAAUUGCAAUGGCACAAGACUUUGCACUGCCUAGCUUAAGCAUCGCUGACAACUCGCCUCUUUUUGGUCUAAACGAAAGUGAGACAAACUACGAAGUUCAUCAAAUUCGAAGACGUUGGGAGAACUGUCCACAUCCUUACGUUUUUAUCAAUUCAGACCAAAUGACCUUCACGUUCUUAGGAGUGCGCAUUACUAAUUCUAAUUUACAAGACUGGGGUGGAAAAGUGUUAGCCAGAAAUGUCAUGAGCGCUGAUCUUCAGCAAAAGAUAAAGCGACAAGCUUUCGAUGAGAGGGACGUCUUGGACGAAAACUUCGACGACCUUCAAGUGAACGUGAAACAAAUGAAACUCUGUCGAGUCUUGGGGGUCGAGCCAAACCGGAUCCGCUUUGAUCCCACGUAUGAACUUACCCAGGAUAAUGUCAUGAAGCUGUUGGCUAUUUACAUGCGGUUUAGAUGCAACAUUCCAGUGGUUAUCAUGGGCGAAACUGGUUGCGGAAAGACGAGGUUGAUCGAGUACCUUUGUAACAUUAUGGCUAGAGGAGAGAAUGUGGAAAACAAGAAGUUCGUGAAAGUCCACGGUGGAGUUACAAUGCAAGACAUUGUGCAAAGCAUAGAAGAUGCUGAAAAGUUAGCAAUGGCAAACACGGAAAAAUUUGGAAACGGAUUUUACACCGUCCUGUUUUUUGAUGAAGCAAACACAACAGAGGCGAUAUACGGAAUCAAAGAAGUGAUUUGCGAUUUUAGUGUCAAUGGCCGAAAACUGGACCCUGACUCAGGACUAAAAGUAAUUGUUGCCUGUAACCCGUACAGAAAACACGAUGAUAAAAUGAUCAAGAAACUUGAGUCCCAAGGACUGGGAUACCAUGUCAAGUCCAGUGAAACAAAAGACAAACUGGACUCCGAUAUCCCGAUGCGUCACCUUGUCUACCGAGUGAACCCGUUGCCGCCGAGUUUGUUGCCGCUGGUCUGGGAUUUCGGUCAACUGACUAGUGAAGUUGAGAAUAAGUAUAUCAAGCAGUUAGUGUCAAAGCGAGCUGCCGAUAUGCGUCUCAUUGAAGCCGAUGUUGAUUUCAUCUGCAACCUUCUGAGCCGUUCACAGAAAUUCCUACGAGAAAACCGAGACCAAUGUCUUUUUGUGAGUUUGCGAGACAUAGAAAGGGCCAUGGCUGUCCUGCAAUUUUUUUACUCGAAAAAAGAGACACUUUUGGCUAAGAUGGAUGAACUAGAUUCGAAUUACAACGGCGAUGAUGAUGGUGAUGAAAACGCACCUGAUGCCAUUAAUGAGAUAGCUAGACUGAUGAUUCUAACACUUGGAGUCUGCUAUCAUUCGUCUUUAGAGGAACGAGAGAAGUAUAGAAGGAAUAUCACCGGGUCUUUCAGAGGUCCCUAUAAAUUACCCAAUGGAGCCAAAACUAUUUUGAACGAACUGGAAAUUUGCAUGCAAGUGUUUUUACAAAACAUUCAUCUAGAUGCUAAAGCAAACAUUGCCAAGAAUCUGGCUUUGACCGAAAAUGUAUUCAUGAUGAUAAUUUGCAUCGAGCUAAGAAUCCCAUUGUUCCUAGUGGGGAAACCGGGCAGCUCGAAAUCAUUGGCUAAGACGAUUGUCAUUGAUGCUAUGCAAGGAGAGAGUUCCAGGAAUGAGUUCUUUCAGAUGCUGAAACAAGUUCAGAUGCUCUCAUUUCAGUGUUCACCUCACACGCACGCAGAUGGUAUCAUCAGUAUCUUUAAGCAAGCAGCACUAUACCAGAAAGGCAAGAAUUUGAAGCAGUUUGUUAGCGUGGUUGUUCUGGACGAAAUCGGCUUGGCGGAAGAUUCGGCCAAAAUGCCGCUGAAGACCUUGCAUCCUCUUUUGGAGGAGGGGUACGUCGAAUCCAAAGCAGAGAAGCAAGACUGGGGAAAAGUAGGCUUCGUGGGGAUUUCGAAUUGGGCCCUUGAUCCAGCCAAAAUGAACCGGGGAAUUUUAGUCAGUCGAACUAUUCCGAAAUCAGAGGAGCUGGUCAAAAGUGCGAGGGGUAUAUGCAGAGUAGAAGCUGAAGGUAAACUUCUGGAAAAGUUCAUUCAGCCGUUGGCCGACGCUUACGAAGAAGUGUACAAAGCUCAAAUUAAAGAUGGACACGCGGAAUACUUUGGGUUGCGAGAUUUCUAUGGAUUGUUGAAAAUGCUCUACAGGGCGCAGAUGACUCAACCCCUGAGAACUCUAAGGUGGACGAAUGUUCGAUGUGCAAUUAGACGAAAUUUUGGAGAGAAGAACUGCCGAUAUUUGCAGGUAUUUGCGGAUGAAUUGAUGAAAAAACGAGCAUUUGAAGAUACAAAUGUAGGCGAUGUUGUUGAAACUUUGGAUUUGGUUCAUCAGAACAUCAGAGAGGCGGAAGAACGAUCAAAACUGACUGAAGAAGAGAGAAACUUAGACAACGAAAGUCGAUACCUGCUACUGAUGACGGAGAAUUUUUCGGCACUACAACUGCUGCCUCAGGUCUUGAAAAUAGAAGACUACGAAGUCAUUUUUGGCUCAUCGUUCCCCCAGGAUCAAGAGUAUAUUCAAGUAUGCAAGAACAUCAACAGAAUAAAAGUUUGCAUGGAAACAGGAAAGACGGUUGUGCUUCUGAAUUUGGGAUCGCUUUACGAGUCCCUAUACGAUGCUUUGAACCAGUAUUAUGUGUAUUACGGAGGGAAAAGAUACGUUGAUCUUGGCUUAGGCUCCAAUCGUGUCAAGUGUAGUGUCUCUGAGAACUUCCGGCUCAUUAUGAUUGAAGAAGAAAAAAUUGCCAUAACUUUCCCUAUUCCACUUUUGAACCGUCUGGAAAAACACUUCCUGGGAAUGGAAUCAAUACUCAGCACAAAAUUGGUUGAGUUACGUCAAAAACUAUCUGAAAACUUGGAGGAGUUUUCGGAUGUUCCGAGAACCGACAAAGAAGGCUCGUCAUUCCAUGUCCGCGACGCCUUUGUGGGUUACCAAAAAGACACGACAGCCUGUGUUUUAAUCCAGGCCGAAAAUGACAUCUCUGACCAGGCGACGAAUGAACAAAUUCUGGAAGCAGCCAGUCUUAAACUGGUUCAAACGUGCUCGAUUGAUGCUAUUAUUCGAUCUAGCUCCGACGUCUCAUCUUUCAACUCACAUGACCUGAAAGAAAUUUACAGCAGUCAAGGACGCAAUAGUUUGUCUGACUUCUUGUGGCAGCAAUGCUACAACAAGAAAUCCAAAUCCGCCUUGAUCGAAGUUUCAACAUUUUGCCGAAUUCCAUCGUCCAAAAACAUGAAAGACUGUAAUUUGACUCUGAUGCAAAAAGAGCAGACGCUAGUGUCAGCGGAGAGACAUUUCGUGAUUAAUUUGAAUGUAUUCAAAACUGAAAUCGAGUUCGCCGAAAGAGUGAAAGACUUUUACCGAAUGGCGGCUAAGCAUCCUAAUUUGACAAAAAUACUCUUUGUCACAUGCUCAAGAGGUCAAAAGUUUGUCCCGCUAAUUGCGUCAGCAAAAUACAAAUUGCAGAAUUUGCAUACUGAUUGCAAGAUUCCAAACUUGUACACUUUGUUCAUAGUUGAGCUCCCGAGGAAUUGGUACGAGUCAGACUACAGUAGCUUCUCGGUUGGCAAGUGGGAGAGUUUCCACAUCGAUGAGCUCCUAAGAGACGAAGAAUAUCAAGUUCUGUCCGAGGUUGCUAUCUCUCAAGGUCAGACAUUGAAAGAUCUGUUUGUCCUUGAAAACGGAGAGUGCACUAAAUUCCAGAAAAAGUUGCUAUGUGAGGUUGUAUACGACGCGAUUGGCGAUGCGAACGAAGGUGAUAAAGUUCAAAGAGUAAUCAAUGUUUCACGAUUGUUUGAGCAACAUCAUGUUCCAAGUUUGGAAAUAAUUUUCCUGGAAAAAGCGAGUGCUUUCAUCGAGGAAUCAGAAGAAAAUGAACAAAUUAAAGAGUGGGUCGCACAGAAAGCGGCUAAUUUGCAAGAUUUGAUCGUGGCAGGAACAAUUGAGAACGCCUUGUUCAAAGAACUCCAAGCGAAGAUAAAACCUCAUUUGGCGGAUUUCCUGAAGCUGAUCGACUUUAACAACAACAUUAAACUGUUAUUUGAAGCAAAUUGGAGGAAAGAAGCCUGGAUGAAACUUUUUACCGUGAAAGAAUUAUGUCGACUCAGACCGCAAAACCCGAAAGAAGUCAAAUUUAAUUCUCGGUUUCCGUUCAGUUCUGAAAUUAUUGACAAAUUGAACUCAAUGUGGAUUGAUUCGCUGGAAAAUUAUGCCGAUUCUGAGCUCGAAGAUUGGCAGUUUUUCGUGGAGAGGUUUAAUAAUCAGGGAAGGGAACUUGGAAAUGAGUUAACUGAGAUUUCAAGCGAAGAAGAUGCAGUCGAUUCAUUUGUUCACGACUUGAUCUUGAACGAGUUUUGGUCAAUGUGGAACAACAAAUGUGUUCAAGCCGAACAUGUGAAAGUGAUCAAAAAGGCACUAAAAUCAAUCAUGAAGAGUAACUUGCCCGAAUUCGAAAACCCUACAGUAGCUUUUGCUUUUGCGCACUUCAAGAAGCUUUUGCCUUGUCUGCACAACAUAUCCCCAAUCCUGAAGUAUUUCGGAUCAUUCAAAAUUGGAAAUCCGGAAACCCCCGAGCAGUUCGUUUCCAUGAUAACUCAAGCAGCUCUAGAACAAACUAAAUCGAUGGCUGAAAAAUUGAAGCCGGCCAACAUUGAUCGUCAUGCGAUCCAAGAGCUAGACCAACAAGUGUCCGUUUUGAAAAUGUGCUCUGGAAUUGAACUCGACGAUGAUAAAUUCAAACUCAAGAAAUUAACAAUGCUUUCAACCUAUAUGUCACAGAUUUCGCACAAUCUUGACGAUGCAACUGCUAAAAUGGCAUGUACAGCAUCCGAUACGCUCUAUAAAGCUGUGAGUUCAAAAACUGCAGAUGAAUCAAUUUUCGGAACCGAUAAUUUUCGAAGUCGAUUGCUCUUUUGCUUGAAUCGAUCCGCGGACACAGUUAUUCAACAAUGCGUCGAGACAGAAACUGGUCUCAAAGACUGUGCCUUUUGCAGAAAACCAGUAACUGCUAAAGGAGCAAUCCCUUUCUCACUUCUAUGCGCUGGAGGUCACGCAGUGCAUGAGUCAUGCUUGACUGAGAAAAUGGAAAAUAUUACUCAAGGCGAAACGGUCACGUGCAGUUUCUGCCAACAGAGCCUUGAUUCUGAGUUGUUACAGGCGAGUACAAUGUUUUCGUGUCAAACGGAGCCUCAAAAAUUGCAUUGGAAACAGUUUUGGCUGAAUAUUUCCAAUGUAUUUCUUGGAAUCGUCAAAGAAAACGUGAUCGCAAUUUGCGAGGAAGAGACGCUCAAAAAGUACUUGGAAAUUUGCGUUGCUCCUAAGAGUAGAACCAGCAAAAAAGACACGGCUUGGAUCACGGAUCAGACCAGACAAGGUCUUCUGACAUUUAUUGCGACUAGUGAAAAAGGUGAAAAUUUGGACGAAAUUCUAAUGGCGAUUAUAAACGAGGACAAGGAAACAGGUGCCAAUGAAAUUGAUCUAGGCCGAACAUACGAUAUGCUUCUUUCAGUUUUUGAGUACGUUUACCUCAAUGAAAGUCUUCAGGUUACAGAUGAUCUUAAUCGCGAAGAGAUUUCUAGCGUUAAUCAAGUCCGAUUAGUCGCUAAGGUAAAAAUUGCACUAUCAGAGUUUAUCGUCAAAUCAGUUGUACCCAAUGCUUAUAAAGGACCCCAAGGAUUCACAGACCAAGUUCCUAGAUUGGUUACAGAAAUUUUAAAUGAUACACGAGAAAUCGCCGAAUGCGUUAAGCGAUACUUCAUUCAGUGUUUAUGCCGUGAUCAUGGAAUGGACGUGUACCAGCGUGUGAAGACAUUCCCGCAACUUGCUCCCCUGAUCCCCCAAAUUUUGCUCACUUCACAGAGCCAAGGAUUUUCAGAUAUUUUCCUCAUUUUUAGAGAGGCAUAUCAGACGCCUUUCAGCGAAGUAUAUACUAGUUUGGUCACCGAUGCUAACGAAGGUCUUCAAAGGCUUAUUCAAGUUAGGGACCUACAGAUGAAAAACAUAGUGGCCUACCGCUUACUCGCAGAAAUAAGGUCGAAAGAAAAUCGACCAGAGAGCUUUGCACAGUUUGAGGAAGCGAUUAUGACAAGUACAGUAAUACAAGGUUUAAGUAGAAGUAUGAUAGAUAGAAAUGAUAGACUCGCCCCAAACAUGGACGCUUUGAGGCACUUUUUGUUUUAUUAUCAGACAUUUUUGGAGGUCGAAGAAAACUGCGGGUUCUUGCAACCGUUCAAGGGCAUCUUCAUUGCACGUGGAAGAGCAGAUGGACUUUACUUACCGACGUUUCCAGAUAGUGGAACUAGACGUGCUAGAAUGAUGGGGCAAGCAAUUGGACAAGGCUUCACUACUUGGAACCAAUGUGCAAAUGGCCAUCUUUACAUGAUUGGUGAUUGUGGAGCUCCUAAUCAAGGUGGCACCUGUCCAGAAUGCCGAGCCCCUAUUGGAGGAAGGGCUCAUAACGCCUUCAAUGCCGGUAAUCAAUUGUUGGGAAACCGCGAUGCCAAUAUCAACGUCGCAAACGGUCAGGUAGUCACUGGCUAUGUACAUAACCACAAUUUGAACGUCUUCGACAGAGCUUUUCUUAAUGAGUUUAAUGGAAAUGUGAUGCAAUUUUUUGUUCACGCCACAUUGUACAUCUGUAACGGUGAUCAAGAAAUGCUGGCAAGAUUGCGCACAAAUGUGCGAAACUUAGCCAGGACUUCUCUCAACAGAAGUGAAGAAGAUGCUUUGAAGUUCUUCUUGACUGUUGUGAUAGAUUCUUCUACGAGUAGAAACAUUCAGGGAUCUUUUGCAAAUGAGGAUCAGCGCGAAACAUGGGAAGCGAAUUUCAUAAACAUCAUCAACAACACGCUGCAAAAAUUGCCUAAUGUCAUUGCUACUUAUGAUGAUGCGUUCAAAAAUGAUUCGAGAAACGAAUCCAACAACCUUCUUGAAGUGUUAACUGAAAGAACAGAUAGAGGCACUGAUGAUAAUGUUAUGGCUAGCAGAACAUUUUGGCGAAGACUCCCAAAGGUCAGCUUGGCGAGCGUGCGGAACGAAUUGAAUGCGAAUGGUGAAAAAUACAAGUUGCUUGAUUGCAUAUUCAAGAACAAAGAAUGGCUGCCAAAACUCCGCCAUGUUCCUGAUUUGUUUGAGUUUUUCAAUAACAUUGUAUCAUACUAUGAUCCGGACACCUUGCAUAGCGUAUUGACGCUGGACAGUUUCCUGGGUCAGCGAAAAAUCCCCGAACCAGUGAGAAGAAAAAUGAGAGAGGUCUCUAUAGUUUUCUGCAAAUUAUGGAAUGAACAAAUAAGACAUAUGCCAACAACCGGAGGCAUCGACUGCCUUUUUAAAGAAAAACUGAAACUGGACUCUUCUCUGAAGUACUUCCUUCCUUCUCGUCACGUGAGCGACUGCUGUGCUCUGGUCACUUUGAAUAUCUUGGUGAACAAAAACAACGAGUUCAUUGAAGCGUAUAGAUCGGCUCUUCACAUUGAAACCCCUGCCAUGGAAUUGAAUAAUGGAGUUGUGAAGAGUGAACACGUCGUUUCGGUUUCCAAUGUCGACCGAGAGUUGCUGUCGGUGAUUGCGAACUUCGCCACCACGGAUGCACAGGCAGAGAGAGUGCACUAUGAUCUGAGUGGGAUAGAAGGAACCAUUGGACACCACCUGUUCAAGUUCAAGCCCCUCAUCAGCAUGAAGAUUAUGAAGCUGAUGACAAAAUCAUCGAGCACAAAAGACGCUCUGAACAAUGCAAGGAACUGCAUCGAUUUCGAAGAGAAGCUGUCAAAAAGUGAGGCUAAGAAGAUACAGAAGAAGUUCACAGACAUGCCUGAGGUGUGCAAGAUGUUGCGACAGUUGAUACUCCUGAUGAAAUACAUGGAGAAGGAUAGGAAGGAUGACCCCAAACAGCCCAUCGGCGAGUUCCUCCAAAAAAUCAGCAUAGACGCUAUGCCAGGAAUCAGUGACAUCAAACUUGAGUCCUGUGUGUUCCUCUGGCAAGCACUGGCACUUCAGAGAACCAGACUGAUGCUGGAGCAUCAGGACGAAGAACCAUACGCCGGGAUCCAACAACAGUUCAGAGAAACUCUCAACUCGGAGCAGAAACAGGCGCUGGACAAGCUGCCUGCGCCGAAGAAAUAUGUGCUGUUGACUUACUUGAAUGAGCUGAUUGUGCUGAAUUUGGACGAACCUGAUCUGAUGAAUCCAAAUUUUCACAUUGUGGACGACGGUUUAGCGCCCGCGUAUUUCGACGAUGACCUCGACAAUUUGAAUCUACCAGAAUGGUGUCAACUCAAAUACGCAGAAGACAUAAUCAAACAUCUCAUCCAAACAGAAGGCUGAAAGUUUCUUAUUUCAAUCCAACUUUUCUUAUUUCCUAACAGUUUCCUACCUAAUACCCUACAAAACUUGAGAGAUUGAAAAAACUUAAAUUGAUAUCAUUCCCUAAUUGUUGAUCACUAGACAAAUUUUUAGUUAGAUGUAUUAUAUCACUAAUUGAUGAUGAAUUUCCCAGUUGCUAUUAUAUGAUGCCCCAGCUGGACUUCGGUUAUGCACAGAUGAAAAUUAAUACCCUGUAAAGAAUUAAUUUUUGAGUCUUA